CGCCCACUGAUACAGCUCCCAGCCCCGGCCGGCCUCACCCUUCUUCUUCCCCUAGCUAGCCUGCUCUGUUCACGGAGCAGGACAACCCGGCCGGCCGGCUCGGUAAUUCCGCUCCAUUUCAUGAACGAUCUGCGAUAUUGAAAUGGCGCUGCAGCUGGAGAAUGGCCGUCCGCAUCAUCAUCAUCAGGAAGUGCCCAUCAUGGUGAAGAAGAAAAGAGGUUCUGCCAACUCUGGUGAGAGUUCUGGAGAGGUUCCAGGAGCUCUUGGCCAGGGUUCUUCACAGCGAGCUGAGAGAGCUCCUCAGCAUCAUGGCGGAGGACGUGGUUGGGUGCCUCAACAGGGUGGCCGUGGUGGUGGGCAAUACCAGGGUCGUGGUGGACAUUAUCAGGGCCGUGGAGGGCAAGGUUUGCACUAUCCAGGCGGAGGGCCUCCUGAGUAUCACGGUCGUGGAGGGCCAGGUUCACAUCACCCAGGUGGUGGGCCUCCAGAGUAUCAGGGACGUGGAGGAUCUGGUUCACAUCACCCAGGUGGUGGGCCUCCCGAGUAUCAACCGCGUGACUAUCAGGGACGCGGUGGUUCACGCUCCAGAGGUGGAAUGCCACAGCCAUACUAUGGCGGACCUAGGGGAGGGGGCGGUGGACGUACUGUUCCUUCAGGUCCAUCAAGAACAGUUCCCGAGCUGCACCAAGCCCCACAUGUCCAAUAUCAAGCCCCGGUGGUUUCACCAACCUCAUCGGGAGCUGGCUCAUCCUCACAUCCUGAGGCGGAGGUGAGCAGUGGACAACUCCAACAACAGUUUCAGCAACUUGCAAUCCAUGGUCAAAGUUCGACCAAUCAAGCCAUUCAAAUAGCACCACCAUCAAGCAAAUCAGUUAGGUUCCCGUUGCGCCCUGGCAAGGGUACAUAUGGGGACAGGUGCAUUGUGAAGGCAAACCAUUUCUUUGCCGAACUUCCUGAUAAAGACCUUCACCAAUACGACGUAUCUAUUACUCCUGAGGUUACUUCACGUGGCGUGAAUCGUGCUGUUAUGUUUGAGCUAGUAACGCUCUAUAGAUAUUCCCAUCUGGGUGGGCGCCUACCUGCCUAUGAUGGAAGGAAGAGUCUUUACACAGCUGGACCGUUGCCAUUUGCUUCUAGGACAUUUGAAAUUACUCUUCAAGAUGAGGAAGAUAGUCUUGGUGGUGGCCAAAGCACCCAAAGGCGAGAGAGACUAUUUAGGGUGGUGAUCAAGUUUGCUGCCCGUGCUGAUCUCCACCAUUUGGCUAUGUUUCUAGCUGGAAGGCAAGCAGAUGCUCCUCAAGAAGCCCUUCAAGUCCUUGACAUUGUGUUACGUGAAUUGCCUACCGCAAGGUAUUCACCAGUUGGUCGGUCAUUUUAUUCUCCCAAUUUGGGAAGACGCCAGCAGCUUGGUGAGGGUUUGGAAAGUUGGCGUGGUUUUUACCAAAGCAUAAGGCCUACCCAGAUGGGUCUCUCGCUGAAUAUUGAUAUGUCAUCCACUGCAUUUAUCGAGCCUCUGCCUGUGAUUGAUUUUGUUGCUCAGCUUCUGAACAGAGACAUCUCAGUUAGACCAUUAUCUGAUUCUGAUCGUGUGAAGAUAAAGAAAGCCCUAAGAGGUGUGAAGGUUGAGGUGACACACAGAGGAAACAUGCGAAGAAAAUAUCGUAUAUCUGGACUCACUUCACAGGCAACAAGAGAGUUAUCGUUCCCUGUUGAUGAUCGUGGUACUGUGAAGACUGUUGUGCAGUAUUUUCUGGAGACAUAUGGUUUUAGUAUUCAGCACACCACUUUACCUUGCCUUCAAGUGGGCAAUCAGCAAAGACCUAAUUAUCUGCCAAUGGAGGUAUGUAAGAUCGUUGAGGGGCAGCGUUACUCGAAACGGCUUAACGAGAAACAGAUUACUGCACUACUGAAAGUGACUUGCCAGCGACCUCAAGAGCGUGAACUGGAUAUUUUGCGGACUGUGUCCCACAAUGCAUACCACGAAGAUCAGUAUGCACAGGAAUUUGGCAUAAAAAUUGAUGAGCGUCUUGCAUCAGUUGAAGCCCGUGUUCUGCCUCCCCCUAGGCUUAAAUAUCAUGAUAGCGGGAGAGAGAAGGAUGUGUUGCCGAGAGUUGGCCAGUGGAACAUGAUGAAUAAGAAAAUGGUCAAUGGUGGGAGAGUCAACAACUGGGCAUGUAUUAACUUCUCUAGAAAUGUGCAAGAUAGUGUUGCCAGGGGCUUCUGUCAUGAACUGGCUAUUAUGUGCCAAAUAUCUGGAAUGGAUUUUGCACUGGAACCUGUGCUGCCCCCGCUUACUGCUAGACCUGAACAUGUGGAACGUGCGCUGAAGGCACGCUAUCAAGAUGCUAUGACCAUGCUCAGACCGCAGGGCAGGGAACUUGACUUGCUGAUUGUAAUUCUGCCUGACAAUAAUGGUUGUCUUUAUGGGGAUCUCAAAAGAAUCUGUGAGACUGAUCUUGGAUUGGUCUCCCAAUGUUGUUUGACCAAACAUGUUUUUAAAAUGAGCAAGCAGUAUCUUGCAAAUGUUGCCCUUAAAAUAAACGUUAAGGUUGGGGGAAGGAAUACUGUACUUGUGGAUGCUUUGACAAGGAGGAUUCCCCUUGUCAGUGACAGACCAACUAUUAUAUUUGGUGCAGAUGUUACUCAUCCUCAUCCUGGAGAAGAUUCCAGUCCUUCGAUUGCAGCUGUGGUUGCUUCUCAAGACUGGCCUGAAGUCACUAAGUAUGCAGGAUUAGUGAGUGCCCAAGCCCAUCGUCAAGAAUUGAUACAGGAUCUGUUCAAAGUAUGGCAAGAUCCACACAGAGGAACUGUUACGGGUGGCAUGAUCAAGGAGCUUCUCAUUUCUUUCAAGAGGGCUACUGGACAGAAACCUCAGAGGAUAAUAUUUUACAGGGAUGGUGUUAGCGAGGGGCAGUUCUAUCAAGUUUUGUUGUAUGAGCUUGAUGCCAUUAGAAAGGCAUGUGCGUCCCUGGAACCCAAUUAUCAGCCUCCUGUUACUUUUGUGGUAGUCCAGAAACGGCAUCACACAAGGUUGUUCGCUAAUAAUCACAACGAUCAGCGUGCUGUUGAUAGAAGUGGAAACAUUCUGCCUGGAACUGUUGUUGAUUCAAAGAUUUGUCAUCCGACUGAGUUUGAUUUCUACCUGUGUAGCCAUGCUGGCAUACAGGGAACAAGCCGACCUGCUCAUUACCAUGUUCUGUGGGAUGAGAACAAAUUUACUGCCGACGAGUUGCAGACCCUCACAAACAACUUGUGCUACACUUAUGCAAGGUGCACUCGCUCUGUAUCGAUUGUGCCUCCUGCAUACUAUGCUCAUCUGGCAGCCUUCCGGGCUCGCUUUUACAUGGAGCCAGAGACAUCUGACAGUGGAUCGAUGGCGAGUGGAGCUGCAACGAGCCGUGGUGGCCUUCCACCGGGUGUUGCGCGCAGCGCCAGGGUUACUGGAAAUGUAUCCGUGAGGCCUCUACCUGCUCUUAAGGAAAACGUGAAACGUGUCAUGUUUUACUGCUAAGAUGUUUGCGCCAAGGAAUGUCCUACGCUAUGUUAUUUUAAGUGGUGAUUGUUCGACUUUUCUAUAAAAAAAACAAAUGAUACGUUUGCAAACUAAAACUAAUG
Messenger RNA from Oryza brachyantha (malo sina), 3615 nucleotides. RefSeq names its product protein argonaute 1B. Bases 143 to 3511 code for a protein of 1122 amino acids. Gene Ontology annotation, molecular function: RNA binding; protein binding. Gene Ontology annotation, cellular component: cytoplasm. NCBI's taxonomy places the organism in Eukaryota, Viridiplantae, Streptophyta, Magnoliopsida, Poales, Poaceae. The transcript is spliced from 23 exons. Gene Ontology annotation, biological process: regulatory ncRNA-mediated post-transcriptional gene silencing. The record is from RefSeq and is a predicted model, not a curated record.